CCAAGCUUUCCUUUUCCGGUGGUGGCCCCGCGGGGUGAGGAGCUCGUGUUCAUACUUGUAGCUAUGGUGUCCAAGGGUCCGCUGCAGUCCGUGCAAGUCUUCGGAUGCAAGAAAACAGCCACAGCUGUGGCCCACUGCAAACGAGGAAAUGGGCUCAUCAAGGUGAAUGGCCGUCCCCUGGAGAUGAUCGAGCCGCGCACUCUACAGUACAAGUUACUGGAGCCUGUUUUGCUUCUGGGCAAGGAGAGAUUUCCUGGUGUGGAUAUCCGGGUCCGUGUGAAGGGUGGUGGUCAUGUGGCCCAAAUUUAUGCUAUCCGGCAGUCCAUCUCAAAAGCUCUGGUGGCUUAUUACCGAAAAUAUGUUGAUGAAGCCUCUAAGAAGGAGAUCAAAGAUAUCCUCAUCCAGUACGAUCGGGCCCUGCUUGUAGCUGACUCCUGUCACUGGGAAUCCAAAAAGUUUGGCGGUCCCGGUGCCGGUGCCUGGUACCAGAAAUCCUACCCAUAAGCCAGUCUCAAGGAUCAGGGUUUACCUUUGUAAUAAACAUCCUAGGGCUUUAAAACAAAAAACAAAAAACAAGCAAACAAAGAAAAAUCUAGACUCGGAGGUGCCUGUCUGUAAUCCCAUCAUGGGGACAUGGAGGGAAGAGGAUCCGUGGGCUAACUAGCUUGUCUCCUUGCAUCUGUGAUCGCGAGGUUCAGUGAGGGACCCUGUCUCAGUAAACGAGGUAGACAGUGAUGGAGCCCUCUGCUCUCCACACAGACAUUCACCCCCAUCUGCACACACACGUGCAUGUGGCUGUGUGUGCAUUGCCACUCGGCAUUCAAGCACAUACACAAUUUUAAAGAAAACAUGUUUUACUUAAAACUUGGUUAUAAAAACAUCCUUACCAAUUUUGAAAGUUUCCUGUUUGUUUGCUUGUUUGUUUGUUCACGGGCCAAUAUCAAGUGUGCCCUGGUUCUGUCGGCAUUGUUUUCUUUGUAACCUAUCAUCACCCUGAAGUGCUAAUUCAAAAAGGUUAAACAAUUCCCUCAGCAGCUCCUAAAUUUUAAAUAUGAAAAGAAUUCCAUAGCCUUUUCGUCUUCUUCUUCUUCUUCUUCUUCUUCUUCUUCUUCUUCUUCUUCUUCUUCUUCUUCUUCUUCUUCUUCUUCUUCUUCUUCUUCUUCUUGUGUUUGAGGAUAAAGCAGCACAUAUCUCUAUUGUCCCUCCCCUGAGCAAUUGUUAUCCAGAUUCUUGAUGUGCAGGGAACAGUUCUGAGAAACGCAUUGAUGUUUAUUUGAACUCCAUGGUGCCCUCGUAUCCGCGCGUCACUGAUGUUAACAUAAAUCUUGGUUAACUUACAAUGCACGAGACCCUGAACUGGUGUCAUCUGGUUCCCAUAUUUAGUCCAACCUUCAUCCCAGAUCCCGAGAGCACCCUGGAGAACUGGGUGAUCGAUCACAAGUCCAUUUCCUUCCUUCGAAGUCCCAGGAGUGCUGGGCUGGGGAUGGGUUCCUGAUGCUGGGGGACACAUGUGCAUGUGCAUGGGCUGAGCAUGGGAUGUGCACUGUGCAGUAGUCCUCACCAUGCACUUUGCAUGUGCUCUCCGCAGUUCCCACUAGCACAUUUCAGUAACGUGUAUGAACGCUAUGGCAAAACAGCGAUUUUCUCGUUCCAGGGUUAGCUGCUUUUCUCAUUUGGCAAAACACACCUUUUCACAGCCGCUAUGCUAAACUUCAAGAAUAAACCAGCGGCCUGAACAGGAUUUGCCAUUAAUCUUAAGGUUGACAGUGUCAUGUGAAACUCGGUGUGUUAUAGUGAUUUUCUCGUGGACAUCCAACUCCAGAUCCCUUAGUCCCUCUUCUAACCCAAUAGGAGCCUGGCAGUUCCUCCUGAACCUUUUGACUGUUUUUACAUUUAUUAAUGUGCACACCCACCCACACCACAGUGCAACACUGCGUCAAAGGACUCUGGCCACCGUGUGUCCCUCCUAUGGCUUUCCGUAAGUUCCUGUAUCCCUUCCCCUGUUGCCAGCCACAAGUUUAUGAUUCUUAAGGCUGGCCCUGGACUGAGCCUCGGUGGUCCUGUCAGUUCCAGCAUGCUCCUCACGGGGCCCAUGCUGUGAAAACCUGACAGAGAGAUCCAGGCUACAAGCCUAGCUGAUAGGUAUCUUCAAACAGCCAAUCCAGUAGACGCCUGGGUUUCUGCUGGCGUCAAACCAGAGGCAGCUGUGCCAACAGGUGCCUCAGUGUUUCCUGGCUCUGCUUUCAAAGCCAAACCCCAGACAGCGGCGGCUUCAUCAACUGAUUCAGCAGCCACGAGGACCAGCAUUGGCCUCUUCCACCAUAUUUAAAGAAAGUUCCCCCAGCUGCUGAGAUAGCUCCACAGAUAAAGGUGCUUGCAGCCAAGCCUGAGGGCCAGAGCCGGAACCCACAUGGGAGAAGGUGAGAGCUGACUCCUUCAAGCUGUCCUUUGACUUCCAUACAUGUGCCAUGGCUCACACACACACACACACACACACACACACACACACACACACUCACAUGUACACACACGCACACACACACACUACACAUAUCACACACACAUACUACAUAUACAUCACAUACAUACACACACACUAUAUAUACUAUAUAUAUGUAUAUAUAUAUAUAUAUAUAUCUCACACACACACACACUAAAGAAAACUUAAAUACUUUUUUCUGCGAAUGAAAACGUAGAAAACUGUCUUAUUGAGUGCCCUGAAUAACCAGAUAACGCUAUUCCGGAGACAUCGGCAUGGCUAAGUACCAGCAUAGACUUGACGUUGCCCUUCUCCAAGGAUGACGAGCACAGUGGAGAGGCUGAGAGGACGGGAGCUGAGAGACAGGCCUCUGGAGUUCGAACAGUUGACAGUCAUCGGACGCCUCUGUGAAGAGGGGUCGUUGAAAACGCACAGAGCUCCUUUAUUCGCUGGUCAGCUGAGGUCAGAGGCGAUUCUGAGCAUUGGGAAGACAGCUCAUCUGGUGAAGGGCUCGCCUGGCAGGCUUGAGGACCUAUCUAAGUUUGAGCCCCAGAACUCAUGUAAAGGAGUUCAGCUGUGAUGAGAAACACUAGCAAACCCAGGGCUGGGGACAGAAGAGGAUCCUUAGGGCUCACUGGUUCGUUAGUGUGGUCUAAUUGGUGAGCUGCAGGCCCCAGUGAGAAACCUGUUUCAAACAAGGAUGGUGGAGAACAACAGGGAAAGACAUCUAGUGGUACUCUAGCAUGGUAUCCCCAUUCACCUCUGUGCCAACACACACACACACACACACACACACACACACACACACACACACACAGAGAGAGAGAGAUAGAGAGAGACAGAGAGACAGAGAGACAGAGAGACAGGGAGACAGAGACACACACAGAAAGAUUUCAAGUCGAGAUGUCUGUUGUCUUACUUGGUGACUACAAAGUCCAAGGAAAAUGGUAUCAUGACAGCUGCCCACAGAACACCCUCCUGGAGGGUCCAGAGCCAGCUGUUCCUGCAGCUGUUGUGGUCAUGGCAGAGGAUCAGAUGAGCUUCAGGAGUCUGGCAGGAGAAAGACGAGAGGCUAUCUCUAAGCCAGGGACAGGGGAGGCAGCACGAACUUACGACGCUGAUAGAGAAAAAGGAAAUAACCAAGGUCCUUCUAAUGAGACAUCACCACUCUCCAUGGUGAGGAGGAGAAAUCGAGGUGGUGGGAAGGGACACCCACACAGAGAGGAGCUCAGCGGUGAUGUCAGGCAAGAGCAGUUCAGACCUGGGCAUGCACGGAGCUGACGGCUUCCCUAGGGAGAGUUCUGUUGUGAGUUCCUUCAUAACGGUGGCUGCUGGUGAUUAUAGAGGGGAUUUUGUCCAUUUUAUUUUUGGCAGUGAAGUGAUGUCAGCCUAGCACUAGAAACAGCCACAGACGUGUCUGUGAAGGAAGAAAUAAGAGCUACUGCUCAGUAUUCACGGGAACAUAAUCAAAUGAAUGGGAAGUACCCAUCGUGCGUUUUCCCAUCAGAUAUACUAGGCAUCGGACCUUGGGGGCAUGGCCACCUUUUACACAAACCUCAUCCUCUCUUGCUAGAGGGGACGUUUCUCCCCGUGUGCAUGCGUGAAUGUGCAUGCUUGUGUACGGCAUGUGAGCACAUGCAUGCGCAUGCGUGGAGAUGUCCGCGGUGGAUGGGUGCGCAUGCGUGGAGAUGUCCACGGCGGAUGUCUGCAGCACGGCCUGGGAAUGACUUCGGGACAGACACAUUGGAAAGCAGCAAUGCUUCUGACGCCCACUUGGUUGAUUAUGGGUGCUUAAUCCACAAAUAAGUAGAGCCGGAAAUAGAAGAAAAAAAAAUCCUCGAAAAUGUAGUGUGCAGGGCGAGCUCAGCAGCUAAGAAAGGCCAUUGUUCUUGGACCCAGCACAGCACCUGAGUGCUCACACAUGUAACUAACUCAGGGAAGUCUGGUUCCCCUCCUGGCCUCUGUCAACAUGCAUGCACACGGUACACACACUCACACUCAGGUGUGAAGGACACGCAUGUGCGUGCGUGUGCACACACACACACACACACACACCAUACACUCAUACAUGCACACACGGACACACACAAUCUUAAAAAUGAACAUUAUCUAAACAUAAGUUCUCAUGGAAUGUUUUUACUGAUUUUCUGACAAUUGAAUAAAAGGUACGUACACCAGCCUCUUGUCGUGAUCCUACCCAAUCCUACUUUCACAACAGUAGGUUGAGAUUUCAAGCCGCCGCCACCGGAGCGUAUGUUUUGAUCCAUUGUUUUUUUUUUUUUUUUUUUUUUUGGUUCUUUUUUUCGGAGCUGGGGACCGAACCCAGGGUCUUGCGCUUCCUAGGUAAGCGCUCUACCACUGAGCUAAAUCCCCAGCCCCCCCCCCUUUUUUUUGGUUCUUUUUUUUUUCCGGAGCUGGGGACCGAACCCAGGGCCUCGUGCUUCCUAGGCAAGCGCUCUACCACUGAGCUAAAUCCCCAACCCCCCAUUGUUUGUUUUAAGAGAGGUCGGCAAGUCCAGCUCCUUUGUUCUAACUCAUGGCUCUCAGUGAAACCGUGAAGUAAGCACAGAGACACUGGAGUGAGAGCCCUGGGUCUGGAUUCUUCCUCUGCUUCUUACUGGCUACAUCACUGAUGUGUGUGUCUCACAGUUACCACAGAACCUGGCUAUGGUUGCUUUCCUAUCCGUAAUAGCGACUCUUGUUUGUGGAUGUUUUGUUUCUCAUAUACAAAAAAUGUAGGCUUCCUGUCAUCCGUGUGUAUUAAAUGUAAUUUGGAUUCAAGAGAAAAGACCUCCUCCUCAGAGGUCAUCUUACCCAUUGCAUGAUUGGUGGUUUUGAAUUGCCUUUAUCCUAUUCUGUGAUGUCAGCUUUAACUGCCAACUAGACACACACUCAAGAAGAAAGUCUCAGCGAGAGAUUGCCUAGAUUAGUUGGCCUUAGGCAUAUAUCCAUGAGGGAUUUUUUUUCUCUCAAGUGGGCUCAUUAAGCUGGGAAGACUCAGCCACUGUGGGCGGCACCAUUCCCUGGGUCUGGAUCCUUGACUGUCUAAGGGUAGAGGAAAUGGGCAGAGUUCUGAGCAUGGUCAGGUUCUCUCUGCUCUCCACUGUGGAUGUAACCAGCUGCUUCAAGUUCCCACCUGAGCUUCUGUGUAAGGGUGGUCUGUAACCUGAGGCUGUGAAACUAAUUUGCCCUUUGUCCCCUGACUUGUUUAUGCUGUGGUGUUCAGUCACAGCCAUAGCUAGGACAGCAACCAUUGCUUUACUGUCUGUAUAGCUGAAGGCUCACUGUGGUUUGACUCCUCUCAUUCCAAUGUUGUUCCUUUGAGGGGACAGAGGUUGUAUGUUGUGUGGUUUUCCAUUUCUUAAUUUGUAGGAUGGUGGGAAGAAGAUCAGGGAACCCUGUAAUUACUCCUUUGUUGACCAGUGAUAGAAAGGAGAGACACUACACCACUUACCUAAACCGAAGCCCACUGCUGACCCCUUAUCAGCGCUGCAUUUCAGGGCGGCGGGAGGAGCAAGGGUUCAGAUUGUUUCUGGCUUAAUAGAAGGCACUCGGAUCUGACGAUGAUCAUCUAGUCCUUUGUAAGGGCUGUGUUCUAUUGAACUUCCAUAACACAGAGCACUGUGAUACCAGAUCAAUGCUGGAUUUCUCCCUACAUAUCAGUCAAGCGAUUUGGCAAAUCAUUUAUCAGCAGGCACCAGAUAAGUAUCCUCUAGUUGAGUUUUGGAUGUGGCCACUAUAAGAUAUUGAUGUUAUCAGCCUGCGGGCCUGAGGACCCAGGCCCGCAAGGCUGUCUCUACUCGGGAUGGCAGGUGCAAGGACUCUGUCAGGUUUGCACCCACAUUUCCAGUCAGCCAACCGGAAAUCAUCACUAUCCCAUCUCUGCCCUUGGGUUUGGCCUACUCACUAACGCGGCUCACAGAACUCAGGGGAACAGGUUCAGCAGUAUAUUAUAAACAAUGCCACAAAGAUGCAGACAGCCACACAGAGGAGGAGAUGGGUAAGAAGCAGGUUGGGGAAGGAACCAGAACAUGUUAGUCCUCCAUGGGCCUGCUAUCCCCAGGCUCUUCCCAUGAUCAGUUACUCAGACUCUCUCCUCAUGGUUCUUCUUGCGCUCCUGGUUACCAUUCUACAAAGGCACGAUUGACCAAAUCCUUAGCCUACCUUCUUCCUCCCCACGGGUUUGGUAAUGGUGUUGAAAGUCCCUACCUUCCAGUCAUGCUUUGGUCUACCAAACAAGUAGCUCUCAACUUGGAGCUUCUAGGGACUUCCAGCCACCAACCCUCUCCUUUACGCCACCUUGCAGAUUCCAAGAAUUUUCGGUGCUCUUUGAAGUUCCUUAGUCUCUAGCUCUGUCCCUCCUGCUUUCUCCCUCUCAGCGGAUUGAUUUAACAAACCAUCACAGGACAUCUGUCUCUGAAGUGGGUGAGGGCCCUGGGAUGUGAUCUCUCAAGUACAGAACUUUGCCUUUCUUUGAACGCUGGAUGCUAGAAUGCUUCAGGUUUUGCCCUACCCAGUCUCCCGAGUUACAUUUCUAUCCAAAUGCUCAGGCCUAGAACUGACUCCCAGUUCACCUGUCUGUGACUUUAUGUCUAGAAAACACUCCAUUAGAUAAUCCCAAGAGUUUAUUGGAAGGGGUGAGUUAUUUUUACUGCUUGGAUUUUUACAAAUUAACUAAUUUAUUUUUAUUAAUAUUAAUACCAAUUAAUAUUAUUUAUUUAUUUAUUUCAUUAAACUUGGGCUCAUCUAUGGUCGCAUACAUUGCACGGGCAACCACUUGUUUGGCACAGCCUCUAGGGAGCCGUCUUUCUCUGUCAUCCUUACCUGUCUCAGAUUGCAUAAGCUCCCAGGGGGCAAACACUGUCUCUUCAAAAUGCACUGUGCAGUCUGUACACAAAUGAGCAAUUAAUUCACUGAACACUGACACCGGGACACCACACAAAGAAACGACGGUAUCGCAAGUCAUUUAAUGUACCAGUUCCCUUCGGUCUCCCCACUAACACAAGCUGUCAUUUGAAAAGAGAUAAUACACAAAGUACAGUCUUGCUUAAAUUGAAAUUAUUAUUAGAAGAUUAGUCUUAGUUCUGUCUGUAUAUCUCUACACAAUGCCACUGUCAGAAGCUUCCAGAAGGCUCGUUAAGUGGUUGUUACAAGGUUAAAGGGCCGAGAAGCAACUGUAGUAUCAACAGAAGAGGCAAAGGACCCACACUCAAGCUGGGUCAGGGGUUGACACACAUUUUGUGUAAAAGGCCGAAUGGUAAAGCUGUUCCGACUCUGAGUACCAUGUGGUCAGCAGCACAGCCCCUCAGUCUGCUCUUACAAUGUGGUGGUAACCACAGAGCAUGCGUGAGCAAAUCAUAUCUGUGUCUUAAAACUUCAUUCAUAAAAGAGCCAUGGAUCCAGCAUGUGGGCUGUAGCCAGCCAACACCUGAUAAGUGAUCACACUAGACUGAUUUCUCUUCCACUGACUCUUAAAUUCUUUGUAGAAAUAAACCAACAGCAGGAGAGACACAAGGGUUGAGACAAUCAGUGGCUGUUUGGGAGAGCGCUCCCUUGUUAUGACCUGAGCUGGAUUUCCCAGCACUCACAUCAAAGCCAUGCGCAUCUGCAACGUCUACACCAGGGACGGUGGAAUCGCUGGACCUUGCUCCCUGCCAGCCUAGUUUCAGUUUUAGUGAGAGACCUCAUCUCACAGGAUUACAGGGGAGAGCGAUAGAGUGGGACCCAGGUAUCCUCUCUGAUCUCCAUGCACACCAUACCAUACCACACCACAGCACAUCUACCUAAAUACAUACCCUAGCUCAUCACACACACACACACACACACACACACACAUAUGAACACACAUAAAUAUCCUACCCCAUAACACACAACCCUAUCUCAUAGAACACACACACCCUAGCCCAUAGCGUACACACACAUACACAUGCACACACUCAUACACAACACAUAUACACACACAGAGAGAGAGAGAGACAGAGACAGAGACAGAGAGAAACACACACAUACCCUACAUCAUAGUGCACACAUGUGCGCGUGCGCGCAUACACACACACAGAAACACACAUGAACACACAUAAAUAUCCUACCCCAUAACACAUACACCCUAUCUCAUAGCACACACACACCCUAGCCCAUAGCAUGCACACAUACAUACACAUACACACACACAUACACAUACACAUAUACACACACAUGUGCACACAUAUUCCUACCACAUAAGACACACACACCCUACCCCAUAGUACACACACACACACAGAAACACACUUAUACACACAUACAUAACCUACCCCAUAACACACACACACACCCUACCUCAUAGCACACACACACCCCCUAGCCCAUAGCAUGCACACACACACACCAUACACACACCGUACACACACACACACACACACACACACACACACAGAGGCUCACAAUCACACUGUUACAUUAUUCUUUGAGGCAGGACCUGUCACUGAAGCUGGUGGCCCGUGGGCUCCUGUGACCAUGACCCUUCCUGUUCUGCCCCUGCCACUGCUGGGGUUAUAGCUGUGUAUGUGACCACACCUUGCUUUUCACAUGGGUGCUGUGGAUUCAAAUUCAGGUCCCGCUGAGCCAUCUCCUCAUCCGAGGAGAGAAAGAUAUUUACAGAGAGAAAAAUCCAGGGGUGUCUCCAUAGUUGGGGAUGUGACAUCAGAUCUAGGCCUCUUAGAACGCAGAGGACUGAUUGCCUUCAUGCGCCCUCUGGGAAUCAACACACAUCUCUCAGGCAUGCUAUAAAUAUGCCUGGUGGUUCCUGAUGCUGCCGAGGUGGGGAUUGAGUCCCAGGAUGAACAAAUAACAAUUCCUCUUAUUACAGGAAAUACGGUGUUCGGUUCUGUUUGAAGAUAUUCAAAUGGCCACCCUGCCCUUGAGCCUUGAGUAAAUUAAUUGCUCUAUUACAAGUUUGAAGAGCUUUAUUGAAGAAAAAAAAAGAUAAAACAAGCAAGAACAACACCACACACACACACACACACACACACACACACACACCACCACCACCACCACCAACAACAACAACAACAACAACCAGAAGUCAGAUGCAGUCCCUAUGGUUAUAGGCUGCACAGCCCUGUAUAACCCAGUGGCUUUGUUCUGUUGGGAACAGUGGAGUGCUGUGUUCCCCGUGGAGGUGCCGUCACUAUUAAUUUUAUUGGGCAUAACGGGAGGCCUAGCAUGCAGUCACAGGGUUGCCAAUGGCAACACUAUAGUUCACCUGAGUAUCAAAGAGUAUCAAAGCAGACCGGAUGUGAAGGUUUGGUGCCCGGUGGAUCUCGGCAGCAGAAGGCGAUUUGUAGAACUGGAGCCUGCCGCUCUUCUGAGGGUAUUCCAGUGACAGGAUCCACUCAGGAGAGUUGGGGCCAAGGUUAUCAAGGAGCUGAGUUCUGAGUUCAGGUGCCCACAUGGCAGUGGAAUGACGCCUCCUGGCCCUUCAGACCUUUGAGACAGCCGGGAGGCCCUAGAAAUCACCUCAAGUCUCCAGUCCAGGACACAGCUGCCUAGGGGAGUCCCAGGGAAAGGCGGCAGAGAUUGCAUGGCCUGCAAGGUGAUGGACUCCAACGUGACCACCUCGGAAACUACCAAACUCCAAGCCACUGGCAGUUCCAGCGCACAAAACCCCUUGCAGAGAGGAGGCGAGAGAAGCGAACUGGGAGGAGGCCUUCUGUUUGGCUACAAAGCGGAUGGACCACGUCCUCAGGUCUCCUGGAAGUUGUUGAAACACAGUGAGGGAGGUGACAUCACUCACAGGAUGGAAACAAAGAAGCAUUUACAGUAGACUCAUGCCGGCAUCCUUCAGACUGAAGUCCUAGGGCCCAGUUCUGUCCCUCCCCACCUCUCUCUCUCUCUCUCUCUCUCUCUCUCUCUCUCUCUCUCUCUCUCUCAUUUUUCUUUUCUUAGCUCAGGGAAUUUUAACCAGGAAUUGCUUUAAUAGGUAUAAUUAGGUGUAGUUUUCUUCCCAAAUUAGCCCUGUUUACGAACACGUUACUAGGAAUCUAGGGGGUUCCAGCCAGCGUCACUACGUAUUAGUUGAUGAAUCCAGAGUCCACUCUUGGAGUUCAUAAGACCCCUUGAUAAAAAUAAGAUAAGAACUGACCCACAUGAACUUCAAGGACAUUUAUUAUUAGCAUUUAAAAGUAUAAAGCAGGCAGAGGCAAGGUGUAAAUCUCAGCAGCUGUCCAGAGGAGGAAGACAGAGAGGAGAGUGUGGUCCUGCAGCUUAGGUUAAGCCAACGUGAAGGUCAGCCGUAUGACAAGCAAGCAGCCACAAGGAGGGGGGGGUCUGCAGAAAGGCCAAAGGGUUCUGGAAAGGUGCUUAGACGAGAGAUGGAAGCUAGGGAUUGCUGUGACUUUCUGAGCAGUUCAGAAAGGUGGGCAAUCCCAGUUGCACAGGGCUACAUGAGCAGGCGGGAAUUCUGCAGAGGGAGAGCUCCAGCCUUCUUGAGAGAUGGUCCCUAAGCCAGGUGACUGACCUGCCCAAUUAGAAUGUUGGGAUCCACCUAAACCAUUCUCUUGAUCAGAGAAGGAAAGGGUUUUCCUUUAGUGUUACUCUAACAGAUUCUGUUCCCAGAGAUUUCCUAGGUAGGAACUGGGGUCGUGGUGUUGGUCUAGCUUAGUUCCCAUCAUUCGGUUAAAAACCCAUGUCCUUUCUGUUCUUUCAAGUUUGCAUUCAGGUCAUGGCAUAUAGGCACCAUGUUGCUUAGCUACCAAAGACUCCUUUAACUGAGGAACCAGCCACAGUUAAAACACAGACAAGCGUGUGUUACACCCGGGGCUCAUGCGCGUUGUUUGAUAUGAAUGUUGAACUACAAAGGAACGCACACCACACAGUUUGAGAUGUAGGUCCCCUCUGAUCCUACAGCUAGAACAGUAGACAAUGUUUUAAAUAUCAAAAGUGACUUUCAGAUACUUUGAAUCGUUUGGGCAAUUUUGGGUGGUUUUGCUAUGCCGUCUCCUAAGGUCAUAUAGGAACAGGAGAUCAACGGCCUUCCCAACUGUGUUGUUCAGGCCUCUGUGGAUCUGCCUAGCUGGGAAGAACUAAAGCAAAGGCAGGCAUACCCCUGUAGUGGGGUUUGGCAGUGGGGAUGUUUCUGUGUCUGUCCUGUAAAUAAAUGUCUGCCUCACAAUAAAAUAUCUUGGUUGACUCA
Messenger RNA from Rattus norvegicus (Norway rat), 11651 nucleotides. The record is from RefSeq and is a predicted model, not a curated record. NCBI's taxonomy places the organism in Eukaryota, Metazoa, Chordata, Mammalia, Rodentia, Muridae.